CCGGGGCUGGGCAGCAUGGCGCACAGCAAGGCCAGCUUACUGAGGGGCCUGCUCUUCUCCAGCCUGCUGCACCUCACGCUGAGCCACGAUGGAGUUUUCCUGGGCAAGGGGCAGGCCCUGUCGCUGCUCAAGCGCCCCCGCCGUGCCAAYAAGGGAUUCCUGGAAGAGAUGCUCAAAGGCAACCUGGAGCGAGAGUGCCUGGAGGAGACAUGCAGUUACGAGGAGGCUUUUGAAGCUCUUGAAUCCACUGAACACACGAUGGAGUUUUGGUCAAAAUACCAAGCUUGUCAGGGCAUAAGGAAGUCCAGGGCAGAUCUGGAUGCUUGUCUAGAAGGUAACUGCUCCAUUGGUCUGGGCCAGAACUAUGUGGGGACAAUUAGUCACACCAAAUCAGGGAUUGAAUGUCAAAUGUGGACAAGCAAAUAUCCACAUAUACCUAAAUAUAACACCACCAUUCACCCCAACCUCCUCGAGAACUACUGCAGAAAUCCGGACAACAACACAGCAGGCCCGUGGUGCUACACCAAAGACCCAACAGUGCGACGGGAGGAAUGUCCCAUUCCAGUGUGUGGUGAGGAGAGGACCACAGUUGAGUUCACUCCACGUGCCACACCUCCACCCUCAACCCAGCCAUGYGAGCAAGAGAAAGGCCUCCUUUACACUGGAACCCUCUCAGUCACCAUCUCUGGAGCUAAGUGCCUACCCUGGAACUCCGAGAAGGCCAAAGAGGUACUCCAAGGAAAGAACAUCAUCACAGAGGUGAAGCUGGUGGAAAAUUAUUGUAGGAAUCCUGAUGCAGAUGAUGAAGGUGUCUGGUGUGUCACAGAUGAACCACCCARCUUUGAGUACUGUGACCUGCAAUACUGCGACAGCUCCUUGUGGAAAGAGGAUGAACAAGUGGAGAGAAUAGCAGGACGGACUGACCGCCCUCAAGAGUACAAAACCUUCUUUGAUGAAAAAACAUUUGGUUCAGGUGAAGCAGACUGUGGCAUUCGUCCUCUAUUUGAGAAGAAAAAGAUAGUGGAUGGCACUGAGAAGGAGCUGAUGGAGUCCUACAGGGACAGCAGAGUUGUAAAUGGGGAAGAUGCAGAGGUUGGCAGCUCGCCCUGGCAGGUGAUGAUCUACAAAAAGAGGCCUCAAGAGCUGCUGUGUGGUGCCAGCCUCAUCAGUGACAGCUGGGUCUUGACUGCUGCUCAUUGCCUUUUUUAUCCACCCUGGGACAAGAACUUAACUACAAAUGACAUCUUGGUGCGGAUUGGAAAGCACUAUAGGGCAAAAUAUGAAAAUCACAAAGAGAAAAUUGUUCUAUUGGAUAAAAUCAUCAUUCAUCCCAAGUACAACUGGAAAGAGAACAUGGACCGAGACAUUGCACUCAUGCACCUGAAGAGACCUGUCAUCCUCAGUGACUACAUCCAUCCUGUCUGCUUGCCCACCAAAGAGCUGGUGCAGAGGCUGAUGCUGGCAGGUUACAAAGGGCGAGUAACUGGUUGGGGAAACCUGAAAGAAACAUGGGCCACCAGCCCAAGCAACCUGCCCACAGUUUUGCAACAACUCAACAUCCCCAUUGUAAACCAUGCUAUUUGCAAGGCAUCCACCAAGGUCAAAGUCACAGACAACAUGUUUUGUGCAGGGUAUAGCCGUGAAGACUCAAAGAGGGGAGAUGCCUGUGAAGGAGACAGUGGAGGACCAUUUGUAAUGAAGAGCCCAGAUGACAAUCGCUGGUAUCAAGUAGGAAUAGUUUCAUGGGGAGAAGGCUGUGACCGAGAUGACAAAUAUGGAUUUUAUACCCACGUAUUCCGCCUGAAAAAGUGGAUACGGAAAGCCAUCGAAAGACACGCGUGACAGGGAAGCGCUUCCCUUGCUUGCUCCCAGUUUUGCUACAGUGCUCUGCUUCUCAGUCAUAUGCACAGAAGAUCUAAAGUAAAAGAGUUAUAGGA
This is a messenger RNA of Nothoprocta perdicaria, 1937 nucleotides long. RefSeq names its product coagulation factor II, thrombin (gene F2). Gene Ontology annotation, cellular component: extracellular region. Gene Ontology annotation, molecular function: calcium ion binding; serine-type endopeptidase activity. Bases 16 to 1842 code for a protein of 608 amino acids. The record is from RefSeq and is a predicted model, not a curated record. Lineage: Eukaryota; Metazoa; Chordata; Aves; Tinamiformes; Tinamidae. The transcript has 14 exons. Gene Ontology annotation, biological process: platelet activation; blood coagulation; positive regulation of blood coagulation.